This is a messenger RNA of Mirounga angustirostris (Northern elephant seal), 2284 nucleotides long. RefSeq names its product family with sequence similarity 227 member A (gene FAM227A). Bases 566 to 2284 code for a protein of 572 amino acids. NCBI's taxonomy places the organism in Eukaryota, Metazoa, Chordata, Mammalia, Carnivora, Phocidae. The transcript has 17 exons. The record is from RefSeq and is a predicted model, not a curated record.
GAGCCUACGCGAGGCACCAGAAACGCUUGAGGACUGCCCUCGGUAUAUCAAAGAGACUCCGGAGGGGAUGUCUCCUGGAGUCACUUACGUUCCCCGUGCUAUAGACUGGGAAGAGGAACCACAAACCCAUUGGUCUGGUCUCCACAGCCACCUGGGGCCGUCACCGUGGUAACGGCGUCUCGCGGGCGCCGCGGUGGCUCACCACGGUUCCAUUGUUGUGGGAAAGGUGGAAGUGGUGACAGCGCCUGGCGUUGCCUUGAGAACGCCAGGACUCACAGUAGCAAAAUGGGCCUCUCCCCGACGCCCCUCCUCCUCUUCUUCCUCCUCCCCGACCACAAAGCAAAGGGCACCCCUUCCUGGUGCAUGUGGGGGCAACAGGUGUCGGAUGUCCCAUCCAGGACUUUGCGGGGUCCGCUGAAGGACCCGUGGCGGAGACGGCCCCAAGUUCGUCAGAUUCCGCCUGUGUCUUCAGGAGGCUGGUGGAACAGAGAACAAGAUUGGAGUAGGAAAUGGGAGGCUCUUAAGUGGAAACUUACUGUUUUGUCCUUUUACAAGAAACUGGACAAUGGCUUAUUUCAGGAACAUGGAUGUCAUCAAUGUCACUGCCUUGCCAGUGGUGCCCGUGGAUGAGCACCUGACCGUCUCCCUCGGGACACGGGAUGCGGUGAAAAAUGCCCUGAGGAAGAGUCUGGAGGACAACCCACCCUGCUGCCUUAUUGGCUCCAUACACCGGGUGAACCAAAGGAUUGCUGAGCUCGAUCUGAGUCCCAGCCUGUUGGCCAACAGCCUGGCAAUUGAGAGAUUCGAGUUGGAGAAGAAGGCUUUGAGAGAGAAAAGUCACGACGGCCCAGGAGACAGAGACAAGAGUCAAAGCAAAUCAGAGUAUACUUGCAGAGGCUCAGAAUCCAGGAAUGUCAGAUCUUUCAUUUUUAAAAGGAAAAUAGCCCAUAAAGAUCUGCUGGUGGAGCUCUACCAGUACACACCGUCUAACAGCCCUGCACCAAACAGGCUUCCAAACGGGGUGAACUUCUGUGACAUGGUGGGCAACGUGGUCCGGGCUGAGAGAAACCCCCUUAGUGGCAAGUCUUUCUGUUCAGAUAGAGAAUUAGAGAAGUUUCUCUCUUCUCCUUCUCCAAGAGCCAUAUGGCUGGAUAGCUUCUGGUGGAUCUUUCAUGAGAGGUACCAGCCCAACAAGGAGAUCCAGAAUAAGCUGUUUGACCGGAUAGCCCAAAACUACGCCUUUCUCUUGUUGAAUGAAUCCAAGUCCCACUAUGAAGAGGCGCUCUUAAAAAAGUUGCCAACGCUGCUGAGUAAAGCUGUGUACACCAGCUUCUGUUGCUGCUUCCCGCAAUCCUGGUUCAACACGCACGAAUUCAAAUCGAGCAUCUGUAACACGAUGAGCCUGUGGAUUUCAGGUAUCUACCCUUGCCUACAGAGCUAUAACAGCUGGGACUAUUCAGAACUGGAUCCAGAGAGAUUCCGCAGAGAAAAAUUAAUUUUGCAGAGAAGACCGUUAAAGAAAAGAGAGUUUUCUUUGUUCACUUCUAAGAGAUGUAUCUCCCAGGGGCCUCGCCAGAACAAGAAAGUUCCCCGCCCUAAGUCUCCUGGUAUAAAUUCAACCACUGAGAAAGACUCUUCGGCCAAGAAGAAUUCAGCAGAUAGAUCACAAACACAGAAUGCCCCAAAAGAGCAUCAUGGUCAGACUCUGGUCUUGAGGAAAGCUGCAAAACUAGUCAAGAGGAUAUCAGAAGCAAGAGAACUUGAGAAUAUGCUUCCCAAGCAGUCUCACCCAGCCUGCAAAAGCCCUGAGCUGAUUUCAAACUUCUUCAACCUUUAUGGGAAGAGCCCUCUGAUUGUGUACUUCCUCCAGAAUUACGGCUGUCUGCAGCAUUGUGGCAAAGACGUGUUGAUAGUCAGGAGGGAAAGAACCAAGAGCAUCCCUGAGUCUGUCCUGACGUAUGCUGAGGUCAUCAACCUGACCCUGAGCAACAUGAAGAAGCAGAGGGACAACCUCCACCAACUGAGCUGGCUCCACAGGAAUGAAUGGAAUUAUUUUGAUGAGUACCUAAAGGGACUGCAAGAAAACUUCCUCAGAGAGGUGAAGAAUAUCGACCAAAGAGCAUUAGAUAAAAAGAAGGCAAACCACAUGUUCAUCCCACCUUCAACCUUCAUCGAGGAAUUCCCUGACAAGAAAUCUGGAGGAAGUCUUGAGAGGGAGAUUGCGUUUCUUUUAAGGUUUGUUCUGACAAAGACCAUGGAAAACUGGAAAUAUGAACACUAUUGA